GGCCAGACCACAUCAUGCCAGUCCUCCUCGGGUCCACAUGGGGGCCAAGGAGGCUGGACCACAUCAUGCCAGUCUUGCCCGGGUCCACAUGGGGGCCAAGGAGGCUGGACCACAUCAUGCCAGUCCUGCCCGGCCUUGCUCUGCCAUCACUGAGUCAAGCUGAGAAGUGCGCGGGGGAGAGAGGGGGCGGGGGGAAGCCCCUCAGCCAAUCAGCGCGCUCCUUCCGCGGACUGGCCGGAAAGAGCCGAGCGCGGCCGAAGUGUCCCGAUGGCAGCGAGCGAGUGCCCGCAUGGAGCUGGUCUUCCGGAGAGGAUGCUGGACGCCCGGAGAGGACGCAGCUGAAGCGGCCAAGCACCCGGAGAGCAGAACACUGCUGGAUCUACUUUUUCAUCAAGCUUUUUGAUGCUUUUUUGCCUCUCCAUUUCCCUCUUUGGCGGUGGAGUGUGACGCGGGGCAAGCGGGGCUGUCUUCCCCUUUUUCGGCUUUAUUUUUGGAUCCUCCGGCUUGGACCACCUGAGCGGCCUCCAGGAGCAUGGUGUCCCUUGAUGAACGUGUGACGCUGUAGCCAAUCAGCAGCCUUGUGGGCACCAGCGAGGAGGCGGGGCGAGGGUCCCAAGAUGGCCGAAAGCUGCAGACGGCCGCCCGGUGGGAGCGCCGUUCACCUCCUGCUGCUGAUGUCGGCCACGCUGGUCCUGCCUUCGCACGCCGAAAGCUCGCCCAGCUUCCUCAAGUCGCCCGACGACCAGACGGGGAUUUCGGGCGGCGUGGCGUCUUUCGUGUGCCAGGCAGCGGGCGAACCCACGCCUCGCAUCACCUGGAUGAAGAAGGGCAAGAAGGUCAGCUCGCAGCGCUUUGAGGUGAUCGAGUUCGACGACGGCUCGGGCUCCGUCCUCCGCAUCCAGCCGCUGAGGACCCACCGCGACGAGGCCAUCUACGAGUGCACGGCCACCAACAGCGCGGGCGAGAUCAACACCAGCGCCAAGCUCACCGUCCUGGAAGAGGACCAGAUCCCCCACGGCUUCCCCACCAUCGACAUGGGCCCCCAGCUGAAGGUGGUGGAGAGGACGCGCACCGCCACCAUGUUGUGUGCCGCCAGCGGCAACCCCGACCCGGAGAUCUUCUGGCUGAAGGACUUCCUGCCCGUGGACGUGGGCGCCAGCGACGGACGCAUCAAGCAGCUGCGCUCAGGUGGUACACCAAUCAGAGGUGCUCUGCAGAUCGAGCAGAGUGAGGAGUCAGACCAGGGCAAGUACGAGUGUGUGGCCAUCAACAGCGCCGGGACUCGCUACUCCGCCCCCGCUAAUCUCUACGUGCGAGUUCGCCGCGUGCCCCCCCGCUUCUCCAUCCCGCCCACCCACCACGAGGUGAUGCCCGGCGGCAGCGUCAACCUGACCUGCGUGGCGGUGGGCGCCCCCAUGCCGUAUGUCAAGUGGAUGAGCGGCGAGGCCGAGCUGACCCCCGAGGACGAGAUGCCCAUCGGACGCAACGUCCUGGAGCUGGCCAACAUCCGCCAGUCUGCCAACUACACCUGCGUGGCCAUCUCCUCGCUGGGCAUGAUCGACACCACCGCCCAGAUCACCGUCAAAGCCCUGCCCAAGCCUCCCACCUCCCUCAUCGUGACCGAGACCACCGCCACCAGCGUCACCUUGACCUGGGACUCCGGCAACCCUGAGCCCGUGUCCUACUACGUUAUCCAGUACCGGCCCAAAGUAUCGGAGAACGGCUUCCAGGAAGUGGACGGCGUAGCCACCACCCGCUACAGUAUCGGCGGUCUCAGCCCCUUUUCCCAGUACGAGUUCCGGGUCAUGGCGGUCAACAACGUGGGCCGAGGUCUCCCCGGCACCAUAGUGGACACCCGCACAAGUGAGCAGGCGCCCUCCUCACCCCCGCUCCACGUCCAGGCCCGCAUGCUGAGCCCCAGCACCAUGCUGGUCCAGUGGGAGCCCCCCGAGGAGGCCAACGGGCAGAUCCGAGGCUACAGGGUCUACUACAGUUCCGACCAGGAGGCGCCUCUCAGCGCCUGGCAGAAACACAACACAGAUGACAGUCAGCUGACCACUGUCGCUGAUCUGACCCCGGACCUCACCUACAGUGUCCGGGUGCUGGGCUUCACCUCGGUGGGCGACGGACCCCCGUCUGACGUCCUGCUCAUCAAGACUCAGCAAGGAGUUCCGGCGCAGCCGUCUGGUUUAGAAGCCGAAGCCGAGCUGGACUCUCGAAUCAUGCUGUCUUGGCUUUGGCCCGUCCAGGACCCCGUCGUCGGUUUCGAGCUUCUCUACUGGGAGGCCAACAAUCCCCAGGACAAGCACAGCGUCACGUUCGAGCCAUCGGGAUCGUACGCGGUGGACGGGUUGAAACCCGAUACGGUCUACAUGUUCUCCCUGGCUGCCAGAUCCGAGAUGGGCUUAGGAGUCUUCACUCGUCCCAUCCAGGGCAGAACCGUCCAGUCCACCCCCUCAGCCCCUCCCCAGGACAUAAGCCUCUUCAGUCCGAGCUCCACGAGCAUCCAGGUGAGUUGGGCGGCGCCGCCUACGGACCGCCACCACGCCGGGAUCACAGGCUUCUCCCUGGCCUACCGGGCGCCGGCCGGGGAGGACGUGCAGCGCCACCAGGUGUCCGGGAUCGCUGCGGACGCCCGCGGCUACGUGCUGGACCACCUGGAGAAGUGGACUGAGUAUUUGGUGUGGGUGAGAGCUCACACCGUCAUGGGGCCCGGCCCGGAGAGUCCGGCGGUCCGCAUCAGAACUCAGGAGGACGUGCCCGGGGCCCCGCCCAGGAAGGUGGAGGCCGACGCCCUCAACUCCACGGCGGUGCGGGUGAGCUGGAAGCCCCCCCUGCCGGUCAAGCAGCACGGUCAGAUCCGAGGCUACCAGAUCAUCUACUCCAGGCUGGAGAAGGGAGAACCUCACGGCCAACCCCUCAUCAUGGACGUCUCCCUGCCGGAAGCUCAGGAGGCGCUCCUGACGGGACUUUUGCCAGAGACCAGCUACUCCGUGACGGUGGCGGCGUACACGACCAAGGGGGACGGCGCUCGCAGCAAGGCCAAAGUGGUCACCACCUCAGGCGCAGUACCUGGCAAGCCCACCAUGAUGAUCAGCACCACCAUCGGCAACACGGCGCUGAUCCAGUGGCAGCCCCCCAAGGAGAUGGUGGGGGAGCACGUGGGCUACCAGCUGCAGUACAAGAGAGCGGAGGAGGACGCCUUCACCGUCAGGGACUUCCGCAAGAGCGACGACCACUUCACCGUCACCGGCCUCCACAAGGGGGCCACCUACGUCUUCAAGCUCUGCGCGAAAAACCGCGCCGGCAACGGCGAGGAGUACGCCAAGGAGGUCAGCACCCCCGAGGACGUCCCCGGCAGCUACCCUCUGAACCUGAGCGUGGUCGGCCUGACCGCCACCGCCACCCAGCUGGCCUGGGACCCGCCCCCUCUGGCCGACCGCAACGGGAGGAUCGUCAAGUACGUGGUGGUCUACCGAGACAUCAACAGCCAGAACAACAGCUCCAACGCCACCGCCGACACGCACAUGACCGUCCAGGGCUUGCGGCCCGACACCACCUAUGACAUCAGAGUGCAGGCCUUCACCAGUAAAGGGGGCGGGCCCAUCAGCCCCAGCAUCCAGAGCAGGACCAUGUCCACCUCCAUGCCGGUGUUCACCAAGGACUUCGGUGUAAAAGCGGUGAUGAAAACCUCCGUCCUGUUGACCUGGGACGUUCCGGAGACCUUCGAGUCCGAGGUGCCCCUGAAGAUCCUCUACAACCAUCAGAGCGUGGAGGUGCCGGGCCACCAGAGGAGGAAGCUGAUCACGCAGCUGCAGCCCGACACGCAUUACUCCUUCGUGCUCAUGAGCCGCGGGAACAGCGCCGGCGGCCUCCAGCAGCAAGUCUCCAUCCGGACCUCGCCGGACCUGCUCAAGACCGGGCCCAGCGAGUACGAGCAGGACGAGGAGGAGGGCGGGAAAGUGAGCGUUCGGCUCCCCAAGGUGCCGCCUGGAACGCCUGUCAGAUGCUUCUACCUCGUGGUGGUCCCUGUGACCCCCACUUCUCUGACGUGGGAGAACCCCGACGACAUGGACCUUCAUGAGCUCCUGGACGCGGAGGGCGGCGCGCGGAGGAAGAGGAGCCAAGGCGCGGACUUCCUGCAGCCUUACAUCGCUGCCAAGCUGGACUCCCUGCCCGAGGUCUUCACGCUGGGCGACGAGCACAGAUACCACGGCUACCGCAACAAGCCGUUACCGGGGCAACAGCAGUACCGCUGCUUCGUCCUGGCCGAGCUGAUGGACCUGGACUCGCAGAGGACGUUCGCUGCCAGUCCCUUCUCUGAGCCCAUCCUGGUGAAGCUCCACAGCGGCAUGGCGAGACACUCCGAGGACCCGGAGAUGCUGUGGGUGAUGGGUCCUGUGCUGGCCGUCAUCCUCAUCAUCAUCAUCGUCAUCGCCAUUCUCCUCUUCAAAAGGAAGCGUACGUCUCCGUCGGGGAAAGAGGAGCAGCUGGUGGGGGUGAAGGACUCGCUGCUGGCGCACUCUGCAGACCCCGUGGAGAUGAGGAGGCUCAACUGUCAGACGCAAGGUUCCAGUACCCUCAGUUGCCCGACCACGCCAAGGAUGAGGCAACAUCCUCCCGUCGCCACCUGCGACCUGGCCGACCACCUGGAGCGACUCAGGGCCAACGACGGCCUGCGCUUCUCUCAGGAGUACGAGUCCAUCGACCCCGGGCAGCAGUUCACGUGGGAGCACUCCAACAUGGAGAUCAACAAGCCAAAGAACCGCUAUGCCAACGUCAUCGCCUACGACCACUCCAGAGUCCUCCUCACUCCCGUGGACGGAGUCCCCGGCAGCGACUACGUCAACGCCAACUACGUGGACGGCUACAGGAAGCAGAACGCCUACAUCGCCACGCAGGGCCCGCUGCCCGAGACGCUGAGUGACUUCUGGAGGCUGGUCUGGGAGCAGCGCACCUGCACCUUGGUCAUGAUGACCCGCCUGGAGGAGAAGUCCCGGGUGAAGUGUGACCAGUACUGGCCCGGUCGUGGCACCGAGACCUACGGCAUGAUCCAGGUCACCAUGUUGGACUCUGUGGAGUUAGCCACCUACAGCGUGCGCACCUUCGCCCUAUACAAGAAUGGCUCCAGCGAGAGGAGAGAGGUCCGACAGUUCCAGUUCAUGGCCUGGCCAGACCACGGAGUGCCUGAGUACCCCACACCGACGCUGGCCUUUCUCCGCAGGGUCAAAGCCUGCAACCCCCAAGAUGCCGGCCCCAUGGUGGUGCACUGCAGCGCCGGCGUGGGCCGCACGGGCUGCUUCAUCGUCAUCGACGCCAUGCUGGAGCGGAUGAAACACGAGAAGUCGGUGGACGUGUACGGCCAUGUGACCUGCAUGCGGGCCCAGAGGAACUACAUGGUGCAGACGGAGGACCAGUACGUCUUCAUCCACGAGGCCCUGCUGGAGGCGGCCACCUGCGGCCUCACCGAGGUCCCCGCCCGCAACCUCUACGUCCACAUCCAGAAACUCAGCCAGGUUCCCCCCGGAGAGGCCGUCACCGCCAUGGAGCUGGAGUUCAAGAAGUUGGCCAACUCCAAAGCACACACCUCCAGAUUCAUCAGUGCCAACCUGCCGUGCAACAAGUUCAAGAACCGCCUGGUGAACAUCAUGCCUUUCGAGUCCAGCCGAGUCUGCCUGCAGCCCAUCAGAGGCGUGGAGGGCUCCGACUACGUCAACGCCAGCUUCGUCGACGGCUACAGGCUGCAGAAAGCCUACAUGGCCACACAGGGCCCCUUGGCAGAGACCACCGAGGACUUCUGGAGGAUGCUGUGGGAACACAACUCCACCAUUGUUGUCAUGCUCACCAAACUGCGCGAGAUGGGACGGGAAAAGUGCCAUCAGUACUGGCCUGCCGAGCGCUCGGCCCGCUACCAGUACUUUGUCGUGGACCCCAUGGCCGAGUACAACAUGCCGCAGUACAUCCUGAGAGAGUUCAAAGUGACCGACGCCAGGGACGGCCAGUCCAGAACCAUCAGGCAGUUCCAGUUCACCGACUGGCCCGAGCAAGGUGUGCCGAAAACCGGGGAGGGAUUCAUCGACUUCAUCGGCCAAGUCCACAAAACCAAGGAGCAGUUCGGGCAGGACGGACCCAUCACGGUGCACUGCAGCGCCGGCGUGGGGCGGUCUGGCGUGUUCGUCACCCUGAGCAUCGUGCUGGAGAGGAUGCGCUACGAGGGCGUGGUCGAUGUCUUCCAGACGGUGAAGACGCUCAGAACCCAGCGGCCCGCCAUGGUGCAGACGGAGGACCAGUACCAACUGUGCUACCGGGCCGCCCUGGAGUACCUGGGAAGCUUUGACCACUAUGCAACAUAACCCGGCGUGGAGCGGGAGCCUGGUGUCCUCUGUGAGCCCACCAGGCGGCGACAACGAGGGCCUGAGGAGGUGAUGAGGGUAGACCGGGGGGGCGGAGCCAGACUCACAGACCCCCAACACACAUUUCUCUUCUGUUGCCAAUAUUUACCCUUUAUUUUCUUACGUCUUCAUGACUGUUUUUAUCCUCUAUUAGCACUGAGGACAUGUUUUCAACAUGCUCCCAGAUAUUAUGAACACAUAUACUCUGCUGCUACAUUUGUUUUUCUACCAUGCACGUCAUAUUUUACUCGCUCACACACUUUUAUUUUGAGGUCGGAGGGCUUCUAGUCGUGACGCUCACAUCUUCCUGAGAAGUUCGACCCCAUGCCACAGUUUUGUUGCAAAGCUGAAGGACAGCAAGAAGGUUUCCUGGUUUGAGUAGAUCUCUCUCUCUCUUCCCCCCCCCCCAUCCAGGCGACAUCAUAACGAAAGAGUGAUGACAAAAUUGUCUGGCUGUCAAAGUCGUUACGAACCCCUCCUGGAUCCUAAAAAUGUAAGAGAAGAAAUACAAACGCAAAAAGCUGUGAAGUUGUCACGUCGUAUAAAUGGUAAAUAAAAAGAGAAUACAAUGAUUUGCAAAUUCCUAAUUCAUUUAAAACCUCUUCUCACUCCGGCGUUUACCAAAGGCAUGCGGUAAAUUUAGGCCUUGCGCUUGAAAAUUUGAGUGUGAUGUAAGGAUACCAUCAUGAAAAGCACAUUUAAUUAAAAAAAAACGUUAUUAUGGUCUUACCUUUACUUAUAAAUGAAGUCCAUGCGCAGCUCCUCCUGGUCAAAAGCAUCGAUAACUUGUUCAUAGAAGUCUUCCUUAUCUUUCUUCAGUUUUAAAAGUCUCUCUGUCUCGAUGGAGAUCUUCCUUUAUUACCUCCUGCUUCCAUUGAAAGUCCAGUUUAGAAAACUGUUUUAUUUUAGAUAUGUAAUCCUCCAUGUUAAAACUGCAAGCGAGAAGAAAAAAUAACGGAUCACUGCUCGGUUGGUAGAGUGGCCGUGUCAGCAACUUGAGGGUUGCAGGUUCAAUUCCAGCUUCUGCCAUCCUAGUCACUGUCGUUAUGUCCUUGGGCAAGACACUUUACCCACCUGCUCCCAGUGCCACCCACACUGGCUUAAAUGUAACUUGGAUAUUGGGUUUCACUAUGUAAAGCGCUUUGAGUCACUAGAGAAAAGCGCUAUAUAAAUAUGAUUCACUUCACUUCACUGCUCACUCUUGCUGCUUGUUGUCACUUCUUCUGCAGCCGAGUAGUCGCAAGAAGGAUCACUAGCGCCCUCUACCAGCAGGAGGCGGGAGUCAUUUAAUGACUCAUAUUUGACACACGCAGCUACGGUAUAUUAAUAAAACAUAGCUGCUUACUGUUCUUUUUAGCAUAUUCAAUUGCUUGGACCUUAAAUCCUACUGAAUAGCUCUUAAUCCGAUUUCAAAUGAUUGAAAUCAGCCCCCUCCAUUUUGAAAAUGAUGACAGGUGAAGUGUCACUCGUGACGUGACGAGUUUGACCCGGCGGAAAUUCUUGGCAUAUGCUAAUUAUUUGGCGAAACAAGUUUGACCCGGCGGAAAUUCUAGACAUGCGCUAAUAAAAAUAAUAUUUUGCGACACGAGUUUGACCCGGCGUUAAUCCUGAGUAAUGCUAAGCAUGCGCUAAUUAUUUUGCGAAACGAGUUUGACCCGGCAGUAAUUCUAGUCAGGUGCAUACUAUAUACCCGGCGGCAAUUCAAGAAAAUACGGUAUAUUCAAUUGAAAAGACUGCAAAGACAAGAUACUUAACGUUCACACUGAGAAACAUUGUUGUUUUUUGCAAAUAAUCAUGCAAACACAUUGCAAAAAAGGCAUUUUUUACCAGUGUGUUACAUGGCCUUCCCUUUGAACAACACUCAGUAAAGGUUUGGGAACUGAGGAGACACAUUUUUGAAGUGGAAUUCUUUCCCAUUCUCGCUUGAUGUACAGCUUAAGUUGUUCAACAGUCUCCCGCCUCAUAUUUUAGCCUUCCCAUAUUCUCAAUGUCUGGACUACAGGCAGGCCAGUCUAGUGCCCGACCUCUUUUACUAUGAAGCCACGCUGUUGUAACAGCAUUGUCUUGCUGAAAUAAGCAGGGGCGUCCAUGAUAACGUUGCUCCAAAAGCUGUAUGUACAUUUCAGCAUUAAUGGUGCCUUCACAGAUGUGUAAGUUACCCAUACCUUGGCCACUAAUACACCCCCAUGCCAUCACACAUGCUGCCUUUUACAAUUUGCGCAUAAAACAGUAAGAUGGUUCUUUUCCUCUUUAGUCCAAAGGACACACCGCCCACCGUUUUCAAAAACAAUUUGAAAUGUGGACUCGUCAGACUACAGAACACUUUUCCACUUUGCAUCAGUCCAUCUUAGAUGAGCUCGGGCCCAGCGAAGCCGGCGGCGUUUCUGGGUGUUGUUGAUAAAUGGCUUUGGCUUUGCAUAUAUAAUUAAUAUUUGCAAAAAAUUAAGUUUUCUCGUUUGAACGUUAAGUAUCUUGUCGUUGCAGUCUAUUCAAUUGAAAAUAAGUUGAAAAGCAUUUGCAAAUCAUUGUAUUCUGUUUUUAUUUACCAUUUACACAACGUGACAACUUCCGUGCUUUUGUUUAUUGUACAAAUACUAUAUGGUUUGAUUGCUAUUUUUUUUGUUUUUGGGGGAAAUUUUGAACAUUUACGAUGGUGCUUCGGUUGUCAGUGGAGGGGCAGAAUGAAUUUAGGCAAAGAAAAAUAUUUUAUGUUGUCUCUUGCAUAUGUGAUCUCUUCUCUAUUUUAAUAAUAAAAAAAAUAAAAAAAAGAUGUAAAUAAAAGGCUUUGAACACCUGAA
This is a messenger RNA of Nerophis ophidion (straightnose pipefish), 9190 nucleotides long. RefSeq names its product protein tyrosine phosphatase receptor type Fa (gene ptprfa). Gene Ontology annotation, molecular function: protein binding; protein tyrosine phosphatase activity. NCBI's taxonomy places the organism in Eukaryota, Metazoa, Chordata, Actinopteri, Syngnathiformes, Syngnathidae. The record is from RefSeq and is a predicted model, not a curated record. Bases 618 to 6353 code for a protein of 1911 amino acids. The transcript has 35 exons. Gene Ontology annotation, biological process: protein dephosphorylation.